AGCGCUGGAGAACAACUUGGCAUGGCGCCUGAUCGCUGCUCGGCGACCCCUGCAGAUUUGCAGCGAGAUCGGAGUGGAUGAGGAUCACAAGGACCUCCACCAAGAUAUCGACGCCUUCCCGUAUCGGAUCUUCCAUGGAAACGUGGAUGCACGGAUCCUUCACUGUCUCAAAGAUUGCCGGCUGGCUCCACAGGUUCGUCUCAGUGAAGCUCUGAGUGUUCAGAAAGCCGAAGAUUUGGAAGCAUCAUUUUACCGUGAUACUUCUUAUGCACUUGCAGUCAGCAAAAUCACUGGUGAUUUGAUUGCAUUGCUGCUAACGGUCAAUGUGAAGAAUGUGUCCGGCAUCUUUUGUAGCGACAUGACCUUGAUGGAAUUUGUGGAAGUCUUCACCUUGGUGGACAACAUGCCGAAGUGUCGAUCGAUCGGUCAGACCCAUCCCGAUUCCUUGCAGCAAAUCGAAGGAAUGGGAGAAAUUGCAGCUCUACCGCUGUCCGCGCUGCUUUCGGUGCAUCUUCUGGCACGGGAUCUCUAUGCAUUGACGGCAGGGGCUUCCAUCCAAACACGAGACACGGGUGAGGAGUACACAGCUUCCUGGGAGCUCCCGGAGAGUCUUCGAAGUCAUCUGGAGGAGUUGAAAGAGGAAUGUCCAGAGGUUUUGGCCAUGAUCUGCCGCUUGGUCGCUCGUUGUGUCUACUUGGCUGUUGACUUACCCGUGGCCAUCCUUGCAAGUGAAGACGAUGAGCCAAAAGAUCCACAUCCACUCGCCAGCUUAGUGAAGGAAAUGGAUAUUGUGGAUGAAUUGGAAGCACUUUGUGAAGGAAAAGGAGAGAAUGUGAAGCAGCUCCUUCUGCAACCUGUGCCGGCUGAUCUGAAAUGCUGGAGUCCUUGGAAGGAAGGACAUGUCAUCGCAGCACUCAAGGAGUACACUACUUGGUGGUCCCAAAUCCGUGGUCCCUUUCUGGCAGCCCCCACAGGGACGUCGGUGUCCAUGGCAGCAGAUCCGGCUGUGGAUGGUGGCAUGGUCAAGGGUUGGGUUUCUGUGGAAUGGCGACAACCCACUUUUGGCACAGCAAGUGCAAAAAAGGCCACCAGAAUGUCAGCUGUGGCUCAGGAAGAAAGUCACGACUCAGACUCGAGUGACUCAGAUGACGACGAGUGGGAACUGAUCAGUGGAACAAAGACGCCUGAUUCAGCUGCAUCUGCUGCAUCUGCUGCACCUGCCACGCAAAAUAACACGUCGAACACGUCGAACAGCAUCGGUGCCAAAGGAGAGGUGCCACGAACACAGGCCGCUCCUGCCCUUGGAAGUCGACCUCCGGUAGCUCAAGGUGUGCAUCAAGCGCUGGAAUUGCAAGGUUCAGAUUUUGUCCGAGAUGUCCUUCAAAGAUUCAUGGAUAGCAGACGCACAAGACAAUCUUCUCGAGUCGUAAUUCGCAACGAAGUGGCUGAGAGUUUGGCACUCGCAUGGGAGAAUGAAAGUGACAUGGGAGAGGUCCUUGAAUCGUUGCUUGCGGUACUUGGUGAGAGCUUGGAGCUUGAAGGAAGACCAGUGUUGGUCGCUCAGUUUCGCGAGUACUUUGCCAAGCAGCAGAAACGCGACAACACGCCCCACAACUUUGGCCUGCCAGAGCUGUCUCACCUUCAAAGAUGCAUUUUGAGGGCCAAGAGCUGGACUCUCCAGAGAUCCCCAUCGGAUGGGCACUGCCAAUUCCAUGCCGUUGGAUAUGCCGUGAACGAAUCCCACCAGCGAGUCCGAGCAAACGCGCUGCAGUGGAUGAAGGACCACAGAGCCGACUGCGAAGCCUUCGUUCUACAGGAUGAGAAGGCCAACAAAGAACACGCCUUCGAUGAGUUCCUCCAGGGCAUUGCAGGUAUUGACUGGGGAAACAAUUUGACUUUGUACGCGCUUGCUCACCACUACAAGCGGGAGAUUUGCGUGCUGACAGACAAUGUGAUCAAUCCUUGGUUGCGGAUUGAACCAACCUUUGGCAAUCCAAUCCAUGUCGUCUUUUAUGCAGAACUCCACUAUGAUGCUGUACAGAUGAGAGCAUGAUAAGAUUUGGACCUCAAGGCAAAACCUUUUC
Cladocopium goreaui is the source of this 2084-nucleotide messenger RNA. The record is from the annotation of a GenBank genome assembly. NCBI's taxonomy places the organism in Eukaryota, Dinophyceae, Suessiales, Symbiodiniaceae.